Messenger RNA from Aspergillus wentii DTO 134E9, 1818 nucleotides. It is a transcript of the gene ilv3C, whose product is annotated as putative dihydroxy-acid dehydratase. Lineage: Eukaryota; Fungi; Ascomycota; Eurotiomycetes; Eurotiales; Aspergillaceae. Gene Ontology annotation, molecular function: hydro-lyase activity. Bases 1 to 1818 code for a protein of 605 amino acids. The record is from RefSeq and is a predicted model, not a curated record. The transcript is spliced from 3 exons.
AUGACCCAGGCCGAUCAAGUAGAAUACCCUCCCAGCAAAGAUUAUGAUAUAUCGACACCGAUAUCCUCAGUCUCAGGCCUUCGACAAGGACUGACUUCGUACGGCGAUGCACACUUUUCCUUAUUCCUAAGGAAAGUAUUCAUCAAAGCACUGGGAUACUCUGAAGAUGCACUCUCUCGGCCUAUUGUCGGCAUCAUCAACACCAAUUCUGGGUUUAAUCCCUGUCAUGCAAACGUACCACAGCUCAUCGAGGCGGCCAAGCGCGGCGUCCAGCUCAAUGGAGGAUUGGCAAUAGAAUUUCCAACUAUCAGUGUCCAUGAGGGGUUUUCGCAUCCGACCAGUAUGUUUUUGCGGAAUCUCAUGAGCAUGGAUACAGAGGAAAUGAUUCGUGCCCAACCACUCGAUGCAUGCAUUAUGAUUGGAGGCUGUGACAAGACUGUUCCUGCACAGUUGAUGGGCGGUAUAUCUGCAAAUAAGCCGGUUCUACCAUUGAUCACAGGCCCAAUGUUGCCUGGAAGCCAUCGUGGACAGAGAAUAGGUGCUUGUACUGACUGCCGGAAUAACUGGGCAGCCUUUCGCGCGAAAGAGAUCGAUAUUGAGGAAAUUUCAGCUAUCAAUGAAGAGCUGGCUCCAACGAUUGGUACAUGCGGUGUCAUGGGAACUGCUAGCACGAUGGCGUGUAUGACUGCUGCCCUGGGAAUGAUGCCGCUCCGGGGUGCGUCUGCGCCAGCGGUUUCAUCUGCGAGACUUAGAAUUGCCGAAGAAACUGGAGCAAAUGCCGUGGCAGUUGCACGGAAUGGACGAAAGCCACAAGAAUUUCUGUCCAAGGAAUCUUUUCUGAAUGCCAUUACAGUGUUGCAGGCAAUUGGAGGUUCAACAAACGCCGUUGUUCAUUUGAUGGCGAUUGCGAACCGACACCCCAGACUCCAAGGCGUGAUAACCCUUCAAACUGUCGAAGAUAUUGGCCGCAACACACCUUUAUUGAUCGAUCUCAAACCAAGUGGUGAUAAUUACAUGGAUAACUUCCAUAAUGCUGGCGGCAUGCUGGCGCUGCUACAUACCCUCCGCCCACUUCUUCAGUUAUCGGCCGUGACGAUAACCGGCCAAACACUGGGUGAGAUUAUAGAAGGCUCACCAUUUAAAACUUUCCCACUUUCUCAGCAGAUUAUCCGGCCAUUAUCAAACCCAUUAUACCCUUCAUCAUCUCUAGUGGUUCUUCGGGGGAAUAUCGCACCUGGUGGGGCUGUUAUGAAAGCAUCGGCAUCAAAGUACCGAAAUCUGCUUUCCCAUUCAGGCCCAGCUGUUGUUUUCGAAAACACAGCUGAUUUAGCCAUGCGGAUUGAUGACCCAGGCCUUCCAGUAACCAAAGAUUCAGUUCUUGUUCUCAAAGGCAUCGGCCCAAUAGGAAAUCCUGGAAUGCCCGAAGCAGGUCUUAUCCCAAUCCCGCGCAAGCUGGCUGCCGCAGGCGUAAAGGAUAUGCUUCGUCUUUCGGACGGUCGAAUGUCAGGCACCGCAGGGGGCACUAUAGUACUUCACAUCUCGCCGGAGUCAGCCUUGCCCGAGUCGCCAUUUGGAGUUGUUGAGACGGGGGAUAUAAUCAACUGCGAUAUAGAGAGUAGGAAGUUGCAGCUUGAAAUAUCGGAUGAGGAACUGAAGGCACGGAUCAAACAGAGAAAUCUGGCUCUUCUCAACGGGGAUGGAGCUUGGCAGGAAAGACGGAACAGAAGAGGUUAUCAUGGAUUGUACGAGCGGUCGGUAAACCAGGCUCAGGACGGAGCAGACUUUGAUUUUCUCACAGCGGUUGGACCAUCAGGUUAA